Molecule: messenger RNA, 276 nt
Organism: Miscanthus lutarioriparius
Lineage: Eukaryota; Viridiplantae; Streptophyta; Magnoliopsida; Poales; Poaceae
Source: the annotation of a GenBank genome assembly
AUGCUGCCCAUUGCUUGGGACCAGUGGUCGAACGCGCGGCUUUUGGAGGGCAAGAAGGUGGGAGUGCAGGUGCCGAGGGGUGAGAAGGACAGGUCGGCGUUCAGUCGUGACGGCGUCGCGAGCGCGGUGCGGCUUGGCAUGACGGAGGUAGAAUCUAGGAGGGCCUUUGUGGGGAAUGCAAAAAAGCUCCAGGCCAUUGUGUCUGACAGAGAACUCCAGGAGGAGGGAUACAUCGACGGAUUUAUUCAACAACUUACGUCUUACAAGGUGAACUGA